This is a messenger RNA of Eremothecium cymbalariae DBVPG#7215, 1104 nucleotides long. It is a transcript of the gene SCS3, whose product is annotated as Scs3p. NCBI's taxonomy places the organism in Eukaryota, Fungi, Ascomycota, Saccharomycetes, Saccharomycetales, Saccharomycetaceae. The record is from RefSeq and is a predicted model, not a curated record. Bases 1 to 1104 code for a protein of 367 amino acids. The transcript has a single exon. Gene Ontology annotation, cellular component: endoplasmic reticulum membrane. Gene Ontology annotation, biological process: phospholipid biosynthetic process; lipid storage; lipid droplet organization.
AUGAACCGGAGGUUGCAGCGUUUUAGGUCUGCGUCAGAAUGCUUUCUAUUUCUUUUAUGUCCCAGCAUCCUUGUGGUGGGAAAUGUGAUUAGUUUGCUGUCAAUUUCAGAUUUUUGGGUAGCUAAUAAAGAUGGUAUACUCAACGUUUGGUUCGUAAAACGUGGAUGGUUUUGGACGUCAGUUAUAGCUUGGUGGUGUCAAAUCAGAUAUGGUGAUUUGAGUCAUACUAAUAUUAAAAGGACGCUGAUAAGGUAUAUUCUCCUUACGGUAUGGUGGUUUACGUUUACACAGUCAGUUUGGGUGGGUGUGGCACCCAUCAUGGACCUUGUAUUUAAGCUUACAGGAGGUCAUUGUAGCUUUGAUGUUUUUGAUCAAGCUAUGGUUGUUAGUGAGAAGUUUCAAGAUUCAGAACCACGAAGGUUGGGUUCAUUGAAGAAGUUGGUAAAAUGGUUCUCUGAGAGAAGAGACGGUAAUGCUGGUAUGGGGGAGGAAACAGUCUACUGGUUAAACUGUAGGUUAGGGGAAGGCCCGUGUGAGAAUACUAGCCCUAGUAACAGUGCUAUGAAUUCUUUUAUAAGCGAGGCGUUAAACAAUGCUUACCCAAUUGAUAAUGGUCAAAUGUGUCGAAAACUUGGUGGAUAUUGGACUGGUGGACAUGACCCUAGUGGGCAUGUAUUUUUAAUUACGUUGAUGACCAUGUUCCUAAUUGGUGAAUUAAGGUUGUUCUCAGAUAAGGUUGGGAGAAGGUUAAGAAGCACCAGCUAUACAUAUUUCAGAAUGUCGUUUGCAUAUGUGAAGGAGCUUUUAAAUAACGGUCUCGUGUGGAAUUUGAUUGAUGAUGAUGAUAGCGACCAAACCCCUUUAAUACUGAAAACGCUCGUUUAUCCACCGCUAAAAUGUUUCUGGACGUUAUUUAAAAUUAUUAUUCUACUAGUAACCUAUAUUAUUUGGGAAAAUCCUGUAAUAUUUUUAAUUGGUCUUAUAUUUACAUGGUUGUGGGCCUUUUUCAUUACGUGUACCAUGUUUCACUCACUUGGUGAACAGCUUACUGGGUUAAUAGCAGCAUACAUUGUUGUUUCCUUAAUUUAUUGGUACAUUUAUUGA